GCACUACGAAUCCCAGUUGUCUUCACACACCUCCCCUGCAGCUAAGAGCAGAGGCUGAAGGCAUGUGAUGCUAUACAGUGCGACAGAAAUCCGGCAGUGUUGCGAACAUGCAUUUCCUGUGCCUAUUGAGAGCUGCAGCAGCGUCCCUGGCCCAUGCAAAGGUGCAAGCGAACUGGGUCUGUUCUGCCAGGAAGGAUCCCUCUCCAGCCAUGCACCUCUGUGGUGAAUGCAGCAUGUCACUAGCACUUAUCAGUUAGGGAGCAGUAGGGGGCUCCUGGUUUUUUGGGGCUGCCUGGGCGGAGGGCAUAACCCUGCAGGUUUAGUGGGCAGCAUACGGUAUCAGGCUGGGGGCUGCCUUGCGGGGAGGAUUAGGUGUAGCUGGAGGGGCGAUGGCAGGAGGGGUGGUCCUGGUGCAGAGAGCCAACAGGGGACUCAGCGUGCACUUCUGCAAACACAUUUUAUCUGCAUGCAAAGAGGCAAGAGUGAUUGCUACCUGCAGGAUCCCCGAAGCAGCCAGCGCCUUACAAGCACUGCAAAGGCUGUAUCCCCAGAAGCUCACUGUGCUGCGGCUGGAUGCCUCUUGGGAGGCAGAGAUCCGAGAGGCAGCGGAAGCCGUGGUGAAGGAGCAUGGCCGGCUGGACCUACUCAUCAACUCUGGGGCAAUGUUGCACCCCAGCGCCAGAGGAGAGACGAGCCUGCAGGAGAUCUCAGCAGAGGGUCUUCCCAUAACAUUGGCAACAAAUACCAUAGGGCUCCUAGUGAUGGCUAAAUAUUUUGCCCCUCUGUUGCGGAAAGGAUCUGGAGCGUUUGGACAUCAGUUUGCUGACCAGGCCAAACGGCAUAGGACCAUACUGGUGAACCUGACAGCUAAAGUAGGCUCCAUAGGAGACAAUUCCUUAGGUGGAUGGUAUAGCUCCAGAAUGUCUAAAGCAGCUUUGAACAUGGCUACCAAGAAUCUCAGCAUUGAACUUGAAAGAGGGAAAACUAAGGUGGUGUGUGUUUCUUUGCAUCUAGGAACUGUGAAUACUGACUUAUCAAAGCCUUAUCACAGGAAUGUUCCCAAGGACAAACUGUUCACCCCAGAAUAUUCAGUUAAUUGUCUAAUGAAUAUUAUUGAGAACCUUGAUAUGGGGAAAACAGGAAAGUUCUUUGCUUGGGAUGGAUCUGCACUACCUUGGUAAAGACUUGUUUUAAUGGAGGCACCCCGGUACCGUGGAGAUGAGAGCAACAUAAAUACCUAGCUAGUUUAAUCUUUAGUAAACCUUUUGUUGUGGCGUAUGAUGAGAGCAUCCAAAAGAUAUUAGAUUUUAAUCCCAGUUCUGUCACUGACUUGCUGUAUGACUUUGAGCAAAUCUUAAAUUUCUCUGUGCCUCUAAUUCAUUAUGUGGUAAAUGGGGAUAAUACUUACCAACCUCAGGGCUCUUGAAGCUAAAUUUGUGGCACCUUAUAGACUAACAGAGGUUUUGGAGCUUUCGUAGGUGAAUACCUACUUCGUCAGUUGCAUCUGACGAAGUAGGUAUUCACCUAUGAAAGCUCAUGCUCCAAAACCUCUGUUAGUCUAUAAGGUGCCACAGGAUUCUUUGCUGCUUUUACAGAUCCAGACUAACACGGCUACCCCUCUGAUACUUGAAGCUAAAUUUGUUGAUGUUUGUAAAGGGUUUUGAGAGUCCCUAUGAAAGGUGCAAUAAAGUAUAGGGUAUAGUUAUGAUUUUAUUAAUGAUAAUAAAAGCAUACUACUAAUUAUUUGCUGCAAGGAUUUGUGUUUGUUUAUUCAGAUACCAUGCCUUGGUUUCUGUAAAUUGGGUGAGGUUAGAGAGAAAAGGGAUUACAUAGCAGUGAGUGACAAGUCAUUUCAAAAGGUGGUUGCCUGUAACCUUCUCUCUUUGUUUUUUAUGCUAUCAGUUUGAAAGGUGAUACAACAGUGCAGGACUGUUCUGAUCAAAUCAAAUCUAAUGGUGACGUCUGAUAGUGAUGGAAACAGAACUCAGUGUGCAAAGCUGUGAACAUUGGCUCCGUUUUGGGCAAGUCUACUGCAGACCUUUUCUUUCUCCCCACCUUUCUUUUCUCCUCUAUUGACAAAUGCCACAUUUAAAGGAUACUGGCUGCAGGGAACCCCCACCCUCUGCAUACAAACAGACACACCUCCCUUAAAAACUCAGGUGCUAACUGCAUUUGAAGUAUUUACCAUACAAUGAGAGCAUGAAUAAAAUUCUGAUUACAAUUUUGUCAUAGUUGCUCUGGCUUGUUUUCACGUGUUAUACCAAAGAAGAAAGAUUGGCAAGUUUCAGUGAGAUGUUCAUGUUGUUCAAAUGUAACUCUCAGUACACCUCUGCCUCGAUACAACACCGUCCUUGGGAGCCAAAAAAUCUUACCAUGUUAUAGGUGAAACCGUGUUAUAAUGAACUCGCUUUGAUCCAGCAGAGUGCGCAGCGCCCCCCCUCCCCCGGAGCACUGCUUUACCAUGUUAUAUGCAAAUUCGUGUUAUAUAGAGUGGUGUUAUAUCGAGGUAGUGGUGUACUUGGACUGGACAAUGUCAUCACAGGUUCAUAUUCAUUGGAGGCACAGAUACGUACUUAUUCUAAAAAUCAGGCCACUUACAGACUUACGUGAAAUUGUUGCUGCACAGUACACAUGAGAUUGACUUAAUGAGACCUGAGAAUGACUGACAAAUCUGUUAUACAGAUCACUCAGCAGUACCCUUUGCCCUGUGAACUUUGUCCAACUCCAGGAGAGGUACUAGAAAGCAGAAAAUCAAACAACUGGUGACGCGGGGAAGAUCACAUAAACUACGCCAAGCAUACUGUUUACAGUCCUUGUGUUUUGUUGUUCACAACCUGACUACUCAGAACUUUGAUCAUGCUGGUGACAGCUAAAUCACAUCACACUUGUGUAUAUGCAAAAUAAAGUUAUGAAGAUCUUCAUGGGGUAUUAAAAACAGGACAACAAAACAUUGAUGAAAAAUUGUUGAGGGGUUUCAGUGUGGUAGGCUCAGGGAGUCAGAACAAAAGUAAGUAACACAAAUGAGAGACAGCCGGCAGAAAUGAGAGACACACAUAAAUCCUUGUUUCUGUUAUAGAAUGCAAAGUGGGAGAAGUUUACAAGGGCCCAUGUCAUGAACAUACUGUAUGUGACAUGGAAGGUAGCAUAGUCUGAAGAAAUGAAAGCAUUUGGUUGAUAGGCAGUCCUGAGCUUUAGGCCCAGCUCUGCUAUUGACUUGUUUUGUUCAUUUCACCAUUGCUUCAGUUUCCCCAUCUGUAACAUGAAAAUAAUGAUGAUUUUUCAUUUUUAUAAAACGUUUUGAGAUCUAUGGACACAAAGUGCUAUAUCAGUAUUAAGCAUUAUUUAUUAAAAAGUCAGUAGGAUAUUAUACACUCCUCAUAUUGCCCAUGAAGGCCACGUGUAUGCUAUGAUUGAAACCAAGCUAGGUAUAACCAGGUUUACACUUGGUUGGUAGGAGGAUUACAGCAUGGAUUCUCUGAGCAGCCGAAACAAGGAUUCUAGCUUGGUUUCUCUGAUAAGGGAAAAGCUUUUUCUGAAAAAUGUUUUAUAAAACUACACUAGAUUACCUAGGAACCUAAUCUCCAGUAUUGUUUAGCCUACAUGAUUGUCAGAAAACAGUGUUUUCUCUCCUUGAUCUAGGAAUCUAACCCCUACUAGCAACAGUGUUGUUUUAAAACCAGAGUUAUUUUCAUUUGUUCUGAUAUGCAGGAGGUAGUCCACUCCGAAAAUUGAUUUGUUGGUAUGUGUUCAUUUUGUUUAAGUGACCAGAGGGUAGGGACCAUAGGUGCUGGGACUACAGGUGUGGGGAUGUUUCCGGAUACCCUGGCUUGAAGUGGUGUCCAUCAUAUACAGGGUUUACAGUUUGAUUCAAUGUCUCUCAGCACCCCCACUAUACAAAUUGUUCCAGCAACAAUGGUACAGACAUGAGGAAUGAAGACUGGCAUAGUUAAAAUGUAGAGGCCAUAAAACCAACAAUAGCUCUUCUUGAUUGGCUUAGGAUUUCAUAGCCACCAUAUCAAUUGUGGUCCUAUUUCCUUCUGCUGCCUUUAUACAUGUAGGUGGGCACAUUCUGGAUCUUGUGUUUAGGCUGGAUUUCAUGAUUGAAGAGGUGAAGACCACACUUUGUUAUGGUCAGAGCUUUCUCAAAUAGAGAUCAGAACUUGCCAUUUCUUCCUUCAGGGAAAAGGUCAUCAACAGAGAAUGAAUGAUGCAGCUAAGUUUCUUAUUUCUCUAAGGGAAAAUGUUGUGCAUCUGAUGGUUUAUUCAUAAUGCCUAGUAAGACGUCAUCAUCUGUUACUCUUAAUCAUUAAUAUAGUGGUCAGUAACCUCCAAUCAUUUUCCCAAACCUUUAUAUGAAGGGACUGGUAUUUAUUUUUUCUCUCUCUCUUUUAUUUCCUCAUUAAAAUGAGAUGAUGUAUUUAAAAAAACAACUGUGUUCCUUGAAACCUUGGUACUGGGAAUAUUUUAUAAAUGGGCCAGAAAAAUAAAAAUAAAUUGAUGCCCAAUAUCCCUAGACAGAACAACCAGCCAGAAGAAUGUAUUAUUGUGAUUAAUUAGCGCUUGUGAUGGGAUAGGACAAUAAAAUCUAUUUUCAGUGUGCACAGAGAGAACUUUAAAACAAUAAAUUCUAUUCUUCUUCACGUGCUUGCUCAUAUCAAUUCCAGUUAGGUAUGUGCAUGUGCCACAUGCACGGAUGUCGAAAACUUUUCCCUAGCUGCUACCUCUCAGGCUGGCUGAGGAGCCCCCUGGAGUGGCACCAAUAUGGUGCUCUAUAUAGGACCCUGCCGGCCCCCCUCAGUUCCUUCUUACUGCCCUUGACUAUUAUUGGAAAAGUAGUCUCGUUAUCAAGUGCUCCACUACUCUCUAGCUUUCUCUUAUCUUUGUACAUAGUUACCUUUGUUAGUUAAUCAUUAGUAGUUAUCUUAGUGUUAAGUGUAGCAUAGCAGUUGUGGGGUUCCUUCCCUCCAAGGAGCACCCUGCAGGGCUCCAGGGCAUGCCGUCCCAGGGCUUCUUGUGGCAAGCCCAUGCCCACAGGUGAUCCCCAUGACUCCUGCCUUAGGUGUCUGGGCGAGGUCCAUCAGGCAGACAGGUGUAAAAUCUGUAAAGCCUUUAAGCCUCGUACAAGAAAGGAGAGAGAAAUCUGCCUCAAGCAACUCCUCAUGGAGUCUGCACUGCAUCCCUCUCAGGAUGCAGGCCCAAGUGCCUCAGUGCACAAUGCUCCCCCAGCAGUACCGUCCACAGUGCCGCGGAAGGACCUGGCUUGCCCUCCUCG
Gopherus flavomarginatus (Mexican gopher tortoise) is the source of this 5272-nucleotide messenger RNA. Its product is annotated as C-factor-like. The transcript has 3 exons. The record is from RefSeq and is a predicted model, not a curated record. NCBI's taxonomy places the organism in Eukaryota, Metazoa, Chordata, Testudines, Testudinidae. Bases 390 to 1181 code for a protein of 263 amino acids.